AGACACUCUGCCCCCCCUCCCUCCGCGCCCACUCCCCAUUUCUGCCGUUUUUUGUUUCCCCCCUCUGCCGCUCCCUCGUCUGGCCCUCCCCGCCAUCUGCUCCCGAGUAUGCCUGCCGAUCCGCCGCUAUCGGUGCCCGGUGCGCCGGUCCUCUGCGCGGAGCCGCUUUACCAUCCGGCCUGGCCGGACGUGUGUGGCGCUUGCCUGGCGUCCAUGUCCAGCGGCGCGGAGGCCACCGGCGUGCCGGAGGCCACCGGUUGCUCGAUCUGCGGCACGGACGUCCCGGCCGGCAGCCGAGCCCUUGGCCCGCUGAAGCCCGGAGUGCUGACUGCCCUGGAGUUCUUCUCCGGGCUCGGUGGUCUGCACAUGGGUCUGUGCGCGGCCCUCUCGCCCGCGGCAUACCCCGCCGGCCAUCCGUCCGGGCUGAAGGGCGCGGCUCCAGGGGUGCUGGGCCUGCGCCCCCGGGUGGCGGCCGCCUUCGACCUGAAUGACCGAGCCAACGCCGCGUACGAACACAACUUCGGCCUGCCGGCCAUGCGACGCUCGAUCGAUUCCCUGCGACCGGAGCAGCUCCCCCGGGCGGACGUGUGGCUCCUGUCGCCGCCCUGCCAGCCGUACACUCGCGGCGGCCGGGCGCGCGAUGAUGCGGAUUUCCGGUCCACCGGGCUGCUGCGCCUGGUGCGCAUCCUGGCCGCGCUGCCCCGCACGCUGGAGGACGCGGCGGCGGCGGCGGCGGCGGCGGCAUCCACCACGGCCGGUGGUCCAGCCGAUGGUGUGCCGGCUGCCCCGCGGCCCCCGGCAUACCCGCCCCUGCCGAAGUACCUGCUGCUGGAGAAUGUGCCCGGCUUCGAGCGGUCGCGCAGCCGUGCGCGUCUGGUGUCGGUUCUCCUGAGCCGCGGGUAUGCGGUCGAGGAGUGGAUGGCCAGUCCGCGAGCGCUCGGCGGUGGCAGUGGCCAUGGCGGCGGCACCUACCCGUAUGAGCGCGUGCGCUACUUCCUACUGGCUCGCCUGGCUGGCGAGGGGUCGCUUGCGCCGCUUCGCACGCUGCGACCCCCGCACGCGGCCGACGGCACCGGGGCCACUGCCCUGCCGAUCUCCACCUUUUUGGACACCUUGACCCCGGAGGAGGAGGAGCCCUUCCUGGUGCCGGAGGCGUACAUCACCCGGCCAGUGGGCUUCCGGUUUGAUCUUGUUUUCCCGGAGGACACCCACCUGCCGUGUUUCACCAAGGCCUACGGUUCGCAGCACAUCUUCGGCAGCGGGGCCUUCCUGGCCACGCGCCCCUGCCCGGAUCGGUCCACGCUUGACCUGACCAGCGGCCAGGAGGUGCUGGCCCUGCGUCCGCGUUUCUUCACCCCGCGCGAAAUCUGCCGCAUGCAUGGCCUGCCAAUCGACGGCUUCACGCCGCACGCACAUGGCCUGUGGCCGGCUGUUCCGGGGAUCGGCCCUGCCGGCGACGAGGGUGGCGCCUCGACCGGGCGGGAGUUCACCUUCCCGCCGGAGAUCGCCGCCGUGCCGCGCCACGCCUUCGAGCUGCUGGGCAAUAGCCUGAGUUCGGCGGUGGUGGGGCACCUGCUGCGUCGGCUGCUGGCCCGGCGCGCGUGUGUCCCGGACGCCGAGGCCACAGGGGCAGCCCUGCCAGAGGACUGGUCUGCCAGCGUGGCCUGGGAGCGGAAUGCCACGGUGCCAGCCCCGGCCGAGGAGUAUGCCGAUGCCGGGGUGGCCCAGCCGGACCUGCCGCCGGUGUGGGAGCCGCCGGCCCUGUGGCGGGAGGUCAUUGGCCCGCUUGCCCCGCCGCAGGUGGACUUGCCGCCGCGCAAGCGGAACCGCCAGAAGUAGGGCUGGUAGCCAUAUGCUGCCCCUGGCUGGACUUGGGCCGAGGGAAGGGGGGCAGUGUGUGUGUGUGUGUGUGU
This is a messenger RNA of Fonticula alba, 1913 nucleotides long. RefSeq lists its product as hypothetical. Lineage: Eukaryota; Rotosphaerida; Fonticulaceae. The transcript has 7 exons. The record is from RefSeq and is a predicted model, not a curated record. Gene Ontology annotation, molecular function: methyltransferase activity. The coding region runs from base 109 to 1839 and encodes 576 amino acids.